This is a messenger RNA of Ziziphus jujuba (common jujube), 2962 nucleotides long. RefSeq names its product probable linoleate 9S-lipoxygenase 5. Gene Ontology annotation, molecular function: oxidoreductase activity, acting on single donors with incorporation of molecular oxygen, incorporation of two atoms of oxygen; protein binding; metal ion binding. The coding region runs from base 132 to 2714 and encodes 860 amino acids. NCBI's taxonomy places the organism in Eukaryota, Viridiplantae, Streptophyta, Magnoliopsida, Rosales, Rhamnaceae. Gene Ontology annotation, biological process: lipid oxidation. The transcript is spliced from 9 exons. The record is from RefSeq and is a predicted model, not a curated record.
UAAUAUCUCUAUGCACAAAAUUUAUCAUAAACUAUUCUUUUUUUUCAGUGAAAAAACUUUGUUCUUAUUCAUUCCUUUCAUAUCAUAUAUAUUCUUUGGUUAGUUGGUGAUCUAAAUUAGAUUAAUCAAAGAUGUUGCACAACAUCAUCGACACGCUGACAGGGCAGAAUGGAAAUAACAAGAGGAAGAUCAAAGGGACAGUGAUUUUGAUGAAGAAAAACGUCUUGGACUUCAAUGACUUCCAUGCUUCGAUUCUUGAUCGUGUGCAUGAGUUGAUUGGCCAACGUGUUUCUCUGCAGCUUAUAAGCUCUGUCAAUGGCGACCCUGCACAUGGAUUGAAGGGGAAGCUUGGAAAAACAGCUUACUUGGAAGACUGGAUUACCACAAUCACCCCCUUAACAGCAGGAGAGUCUGCAUUCGAGGUUAACUUUGAUUGGGAUGACGAAAUAGGAGUUCCAGGAGCAUUCUUAAUCAGAAACGAUCACCACAGCGAAUUCUACCUCAAGACUGUCACAUUGGAAGAUGUUCCUGAUGAAGGUCAUGUCCAUUUUAUCUGCAACUCAUGGGUUUAUCCUACAGAAAAAUACAAAGAAGACCGCAUUUUCUUCAGCAACAAGACAUAUCUUCCAAGUGAUACACCGCUUCCACUACGCCAAUACAGAGAAAAAGAACUGGUGCAAUUGAGAGGAGAUGGAAAAGGAGAGCUCCAAGAAUGGGAUAGGAUCUAUGACUAUGCUUACUACAAUGAUUUGGGGAAUCCAGAUAAAGGUUCAAAAUAUGCCCGUCCAGUUCUUGGAGGGUCUAGUGAGUAUCCUUACCCUCGAAGAGGAAGAACAGGCAGAGCACCAACAAAGACAGAUCCUGAAAGUGAGAGUAGGCUGAAGCUUCUUAAGAGCUUAAACAUAUAUGUCCCAAGAGAUGAGAGAUUUGGUCACCUGAAGAUGUCAGACUUCCUUGCUUAUGCAUUGAAAUCUGUAGCUCAGGUCCUUAAACCUGAGUUUGAAGCUCUAUUUGACAGCACGCCAAGUGAGUUUGACAGCCUCAAAGAUGUCAAUGACCUUUAUGAAGGAGGAAUUAAGGUCCCUGAAGGAAUACUUGAAAAUAUCAGGGAUAACAUCCCAGCAGAGAUGCUCAAAGAAAUUUUCAGAACUGAUGGUGAACAAGUCCUCAAAUUCCCUGUGCCACAAGUGAUUAAAGAGGAUAAAACUGCUUGGAGGACUGAUGAAGAAUUUGGAAGAGAAAUGCUGGCUGGAGUGAACCCUGUUGUCAUUCGUCGUCUCCAAGAGUUCCCACCAACAAGCAAGCUGGAUCGUGAAGUUUAUGGUGAUCAAACCAGUGCCAUAACUGAAGAACACAUAAAGGGUAACUUGGAUGGGCUCACUGUAGAUGAGGCAAUCAAGAAGAACAAGUUGUUUAUAUUAGAUCACCAUGAUGCAUUGAUGCCAUAUGUGAGGAGGAUAAACUCAACAACAACGAAGAUUUAUGCCACCAGGACCAUCCUUUUCUUGAAAAAUGAUGGGACUUUGAAGCCAUUGGCAAUUGAAUUAAGCUUACCACAUCCUGAUGGUGACAAAUAUGGUGCAAUAAGCAAAGUAUUUACACCAGCUGAACAUGGUGUUGAAAGUUCAAUUUGGCAACUAGCUAAAGCUUACGUGACUGUGAAUGACUCUGGUUAUCAUCAGCUCAUUAGUCAUUGGUUGAAUACCCAUGCUGCCAUUGAGCCAUUUGUUAUAGCAACCAACAGACAACUUAGCACGCUCCACCCCAUCUUUAAACUCUUGGAGCCCCAUUUCCGCGACACCAUGAAUAUAAAUGCAUUUGCCAGGCAGAUUCUCAUCAAUGCUGGUGGAAUUCUGGAGAUGACAGUUUUCCCGGGAAAGUAUGCCAUGGAAAUGUCAUCGGUACUCUACAAAAACUGGGUUUUCCCUGAGCAAGCCCUGCCUGCAGAUCUUAUCAAACGAGGAGUGGCAGUGAAGGAUCCAAAAUCCCCACACGGCGUUCGCCUGCUGAUAGAGGACUAUCCAUAUGCUGUUGAUGGGCUUGAAAUCUGGUCUGCUAUUAAAACAUGGGUUGAAGACUAUAUCCCCUGCUACUACCAGACAGAUGAGAUGGUCCAGAAUGACGCAGAACUCCAAUCCUGGUGGAAGGAGCUCAGAGAGGAAGGCCAUGGUGACAUGAAAGAUAAACCUUGGUGGCCAAAAAUGCAGACUCGUGAAGAGCUGGCAGAGUCAUGCACCAUAAUCAUAUGGAUUGCUUCUGCUCUCCAUGCAGCUGUCAAUUUCGGACAGUACCCUUAUGCAGGCUACCUUCCAAACCGCCCUACAAUAAGCCGCCGGUUCAUGCCCGAAAAGGGAACUCCUGAAUAUGAUGAGCUCGAGUCUGAUCCUAAUAAGGCAUUCUUGAAAACCAUUACUGCACAGCUUCAGACCCUUCUUGGGGUUUCCCUGAUUGAAAUAUUGUCAAGGCAUUCUACUGAUGAGAUCUAUCUUGGACAAAGGGACAAUCCUGAAUGGACAUCAGAUGGGAAACCAUUGAAGGCCUUUGAGAAGUUUGGAAACACAUUGGCAAAGAUUGAGGAAAGAAUCAUGCAGAGGAACCAGGAUGAGAAACUGAAAAACAGAGUUGGCCCCGUUAAAGUUCCUUACACUUUGCUGUUUCCUACUAGUGAAGGUGGACUUACUGGCAAGGGAAUUCCCAAUAGUGUCUCGAUCUAAAGUUUCUCUAACCUAUUUGUUUAAUAUGAGGAGGGAGGGAGAACUCUGUUUGUUUUUAUUUAUUUUCUAGAGGUUUUAUUAUUGCUAGGGAAAGGGUAUUGAGAUUGGCCGUCGAUUUGGAUAUUCACUUAGAAUAAAGCCAUGUGCAGCUACAAAGCUUUUAAAGCCCUUCUUGUUAGCUCUAUUCUACAGGUUGUGUUGAAGAUGGUUAAUGUUAGCUGGUUUGUGUAAAAUAUAUAUAUAUAUAU